CGAAAAUAUCACUUGAGAUGAAACAUCAUCAUCGGAGCAGUUUUUAUUCAAAAAAUUAUCUUUGCUAAGCUGUUGUUUACGUUUUCGUCCGGAUGUGUUGUCCAAAUAAUGCCUAAAGCAAGCCACAAAAAACAAUUGACCCGAGCUGUUACGGGACUAGGUGCACUAACAUCGCCAUUGAAAUCAUCGUACACGCUACAGCUACGCUCCGUAACAUCCGGAGCAACCCGUACGUCUGCUGGUAUACAGGCUAAGCCGCGAGUUGUUUCGAAGGCAGCAUCAAGUGGAAAAGAAAACGACGAAAGUGGGAAGCAGCUUAAACUAUUCCGAUCUCAAGAGCGCAUUAAUCGCAGUUCAAGGAAAUUGCGCAAUAUAACCGAUACGUUCAAUCAACCUGUUAUUGCGGUGGCUUCGGAUAAAACUUCCAUGGAGUAUCGCAAACGCAAAUUGGAUGUUGAUAAAAACCAGAGUGUCACAGAAAAGACUCCAAACUCAUCUGUUGGCUUUACUAAUGACGACGAUAGUGAGGCCGCAGUCAUUGCCGAAAGCCAAGACAAGCUGAGAACCGUUUUGGGUGAACACUAUUUCGAUGUCGGAAAGCGGCUUAAUUUGAGCUACACUCCGGGGUGUUUGCGUAACGUAGCGCAAUGUGCCGAACUCCACGCUCGUAGGACCAGUCAAGCCCGUAGGGUCAGCAACCGUAGGCAGCGGGACGCAAAAGAGUUGCUUAUCGAAAAUCGACCCGUUCAAUUUUUGGAGUAUUUGGAACAGACGUUGCUUCGUCAGGAAUUUAUCGAUUCCACGUUAUUUGUUAAAACGCUAGAGCUGAUUGUGACCAUCAACAAACCUUCCACCCAAUUAAAUGUAGAUUACAGUACAACCUCGGUGCUUCAACAGGCCGUUGAGAUUCUGGAUCGAACCGUCGAGCAGUUUCCACCGUGUUGGUUAGACUUGAAGUCGGCCUACCAUGGUGUGAUUUUCGGACGGCUGGAAGGUGAAUGCUUCGCGAAUUACGACCUUAAUGAAGGUCUUUUUAUGGUGGUUUUAUGCCUUAUUGAGCGCUGUGUGGACCGAGAGGAUGAACAAAACAUUCCCAUUGGAUGCAAUGAACCUUCGAUGGGGAGUUUCUAUCUUUGGGAACAAGAAAACAACCAGAAGUACGAUUUUGAGUUGCUUCCGAGGGUGGAUAAGUUGGAGAGGUUGUUCCUGGUGCUGCAGGUUUUGGUUAAGAUUUUCGAAAUGGAUUUGGCCAUGUGGAUUUUAAGGCAUCCGCAUAAAACUAAAGAAAAUAUGGUCAAACCAAGUCGGCAACCUUUGAUUGCCAGUCUAUUAUGGCACGAACAUUCCACGGUAGGCGAAGUAAAUUCACUUAUUAAACGUAUUAUUACUUUGUACGUUAAUGUUAACGCUUUAAACUAUCCCGAAGAAAAUAUUGAUGCUGUUUCGCGUUUGAUUUCCAUCAUCGGAACGGCUAUCAACCUGAGCGAAAUUCAGUACGAUGGCACGAUGGAUUAUCCUUGCAUCAAAGACAACACGCGCUAUUUCGCACGACAGAUUGCGCGUCUUCAGGAGGCAUCCGAUUAUUACAGUGUGUCGCUCUGUUUGCGCACUAUUCAACAAAUGCGUUCACCACUGCUUCGGAUGAUUUUGGUUAACGAUUUUCUUUAUAGAUUGAAUCACCAACUGGAUACAUCUUCGGUAGUUUUCUUCGCAAAAGAAUUAGCGAAGGGUAGAUGGAGGAAGUGCUCUCUUGAUUUACCCAUCAGCGAUGGAAGGCAAAAAUCGGAUACUCGUUACCCAGUUUUAAGCAAAAAAUCUCAUCGAAAAGCUGCUCAUGAAAUCACCUGCAAUCAAUACGUUACCCUGCUGUUGGACGGUUUUCGCUCCUAUAUGGAAGUAUAUCCAGUUCAAAGCUAUUUCCACAGUUUAAAAAGUUCAACAAGUGCUACAAACCAUCAGGCUGUUUCACCACAAUCACCGCGCACACCAACACAUGCGGAGCUUAGAUCGAACCGUUACAACUUCGCGGCUUUAGAGAAAAACAUUUCAAAACUACAGAAAAAGAACAAACUGGACCAAACUUUUGUUCACGGUUCAGGUCAAAAGAGGGCGACAUCGAUGGUGCUAGAGGAAGUUAACGUAAGUUCAUCGGUGUUGGUUUACUACCGGGAUGAGAUCAAGCAUCUGCUGCUCAUUCAACGUUGGCUGACGCUAAAAGCCGGUUCUAGUCAGCAGGAUCAGGCGCUGUUCGAACCAUGGAAACGUUUUAUGGCGCAAAUCGAUGAAACACUCGCGUGUAAAUAAUUCGGGGUGCUAAAUUAUUUUCAAGUUUGAUAGCGAUCCAUCGCAAGAAUAAACGAGUAUUAUCGUAUGUUUUUUUUUGUA
This is a messenger RNA of Wyeomyia smithii (pitcher-plant mosquito), 2385 nucleotides long. RefSeq lists its product as uncharacterized. The record is from RefSeq and is a predicted model, not a curated record. The coding region runs from base 109 to 2304 and encodes 731 amino acids. NCBI's taxonomy places the organism in Eukaryota, Metazoa, Arthropoda, Insecta, Diptera, Culicidae. The transcript has 3 exons.